Molecule: messenger RNA, 1515 nt
Organism: Acanthoscelides obtectus
Lineage: Eukaryota; Metazoa; Arthropoda; Insecta; Coleoptera; Chrysomelidae
Source: the annotation of a GenBank genome assembly
AUGCUGGUACCACUAGCGAUGCUGCUGUCGAUCUCUCUGCUGGUGCUGCUGGUACCAUUGUUGCUGAUGUUGCUGGUACCAGUAGUACCACCAGCUGUACCUAAGGAAGCAGCAGCACGAGCGGUGUUGGUACUACCAACACCAGCAGCAAGACUAGCAGAUCUAAUCUGCAAGUAUCUGUGUGAGUUUGAUAAUUUGAUCUGGUUUUGUGAUAACUGCAAACAAGUAGGAAACUCUAGCGUCACUAAAUCGCAGCUGGAUGUUAAUAGUGACAGAAAUUCGCAUAUGUUGAUACUGCAAAAAGAAAUCGAAUGUCUUAAUAGAGAGAAAGAUAUCCAGGCUAAAUUAAUUAGUGAACUCGAGUCUUCCUUGGAGUUACAUAAAUUCAAAUCCGGUACGUUACAAAAAGAGCUCAGUGAGGCAAAAAGUGCUAUUGCUCCAGUAAAAAAUAUUGCUAGCACGAACACGUAUAGUCAGGUAUUACAGAAAAAUGUAAAGAAUGAGAAAAAUGUAGAAUCGUCUGUUUUACUAGUGAAAUCAGCUGAUAGGAAUAAUAGAGAUGAUGUGCUACAAGUCUUGUCAAAAACGAUUAUUCCUUCUCGUUUAAAUAUAUGCAUUAGCGGCUCUAAGAAAAUUAAAGAAGGGGUUGCUGUGUACUGCAAGGGAGAUGACGAUGUGGCAAAACUAAAAAAUGCUGUCAAUGGUCAACUAAAUGGCCGUUUGACUGCCAACGAGUUGAAAAAAUACAACCCCCGUCUGCUAGUAAAAAAUGUGAAUUUCUCUGAUGAUAUCAAGGAUGACAAGAUGUUAAUUGAGAACAUCGUGGGAUUGAAUGACAUGGAUGAUCAUGCGGAUUUAAAAGUUAUCACCAAAAUUGAAAGAACUCGUCAAAUAGUUCUGGAAGUAUCCCCUGAUUUACGCAAGAAGCUUCUAACACGAGGCUAUGUCUGGUUGGGUUGGAGAAAGUGUCCCAUUGUUGAUCAUCUGCGGAUAACCCAGUGCUUCAGAUGCUGUAAGUUCGCGCAUAUUGCUAAGCAAUGCAAAUCGUCUACCUCUGCAUGCAUCAAAUGCUCAAGAGAUCAUAUGGCAAAUCAGUGCGAGGUCGCAAGUGACCAGGACAGGUUGUCUCGUGGUGGUGGUUGUGGUGUUUAUAUUAGACAAGACAUACGUGCUGAGAUUAUUGAUGAUGACGUCACGCUCAACACAGUUCCGUUUUUAGAGCAGCUAUGGGUAAAAUUAAGGAUUGAUCAGCAUGAUUUUGCUGUAGCAAAAUCCGGAAAACCGCAUACUAUCGGAGAGAAGUUAAUUUUGCCAGCCGUUGAUGAGGUUUUAAAAACUGUUCUACACAAACCUGCAUCUGAUAUCAAUAAAAGAAUUCCCUUAAGCAACAAUACUGUUGAAAGACGUAUUGAUGAAACGACUUCUGAUAUUGAAAGGUUCUUAUGUAAUUAUUUGCAAACGACCCAUUUCUCUAUACAACUGGACGAUUCAACUUUACCUGAUAAUGCAGCGUAA